This is a messenger RNA of Varroa destructor (honeybee mite), 2919 nucleotides long. RefSeq names its product GSK3B-interacting protein. Gene Ontology annotation, biological process: regulation of canonical Wnt signaling pathway. Lineage: Eukaryota; Metazoa; Arthropoda; Arachnida; Mesostigmata; Varroidae. Gene Ontology annotation, cellular component: cytoplasm. Gene Ontology annotation, molecular function: protein kinase A binding; kinase regulator activity. The record is from RefSeq and is a predicted model, not a curated record.
CAUUUCCGGAGUAAAAAUUACUGUUUUAUUAUAACACAAUUUUAUCAGCAAAGGUUAUUUUCAAAAAUGCAGUGGUGCACUGUGGACUACAUACGAAGCAUGUAGACUGUCAUAUAAUUCUAGAACUAAUAUGUCAGUUGGAACAUUUAGCUGAGUUAUUUAGAUAACCUAGGCCAACAGAAUUCAUAGUCAAAUUAAUGAAAAACCUGAACCUACACAUCUUGAUGAGAAAGGGCAUUCGUUUUUGCAAGAACCCGUAGCUAGCAGACGGAAUAAUCAAAACAGUAAUGGCCGCAUCCAGUCGCCGUCAGCUGGGGAGCUCAGGGAUGGGCAACGGAGGAUGGGCUGGUAUUGCUGUUUGUUAUUGUUGUUUGAUAACAGUUGCACCACCCUUCCAGCAGAAACAACUCGUACCGAUUGAACAGUAGGGGUGGCUGACUUCGCGCAGUAGUUGAGUAGCGGAUAGACCGAAGCUAUCGGAGAGCGGCUAUCAGUGGAACGUGUUAAAUUUUAGUGCGUACCAUCGCGUAACACACAGUAAUGGCCUCUCCAAUGGCGACCACACCAGAACCGCCAUACGGCAUUCAGGAGGUCCCGUUUCCGGAGGAGGUGGAAUCGGUCAUGAAUGAUGUACGCUUUGGUGUUGAGGAAAUUUCACUGUCGAAAAAGUUCGCGGUAACGCCAAUCAGCGCGCAUCUGAACAUUAUCACAAAGGAAGAUCGCACACUAUUCGUGCUCAUGUCACCCCAGGGAUUCCGUAUUAUAGGUGAUGCUCGCGACACAUCAAAUAUUGAAAAUGGUGCUGUUUACGAAACAAUUCAGGCACUGCUUGAUCAUGAAAGUCCGGAGUAUCGAAGACGCUUUUCCGAAGCUCUGGCGGAAAGGCUCAAAGCUAUAGCCGAUGAAGAACACUCGUAGAUAACUAAAGCAUAGCCAUAUGCUUGUGGCCGUAAAAAAAACAGAAACGUGAAAAACAUUAGGACUUCGAAGAUCUCUAACCUUACCAAAUAACGUUUUUGGUAAAAUGCUCUUUAUGCGUGAUAUAUAUAUAUAUAUAUAUAUAUAUAUAUAUAUAUAUGAUGCGUACGCUAUGCAGACUACGUUAUGUGAAAUGAAAAGUGCCAUGUUUGCGUAUGUGAUGCCUAUCAAAUAAAUAGAUUUCGAGAAGAAUUUCUCUCGUAAGGAGGACCACAAUAGUAACACAGCAACACGCUAAAGGGGUAUACGUGCACAUCAUAACGGGUACUUUCGCAUUUGCCAACGUACUAUAAUGAACCCCGUACUGAGUGCCGUACAUGGGGGAACCAUUGAUGCUAGGAGAAUUCUAAUGAUGUUGUACAUUACCAUUUCUAUUGUCAGCAAAUGCCACAAAAAGCUUACCAAAUAACACGUGAAUCAAAGCUAGUCAUUGUUUGAAGAAGUUCGCGAGAGGACAGUGAACGCAAUGAUAACUGGCAAUAGGGUGACGUUGUAUCACUAAAGUUCUCCCACUAUUGGCAGUUCCGUGCGUGCUACUCUAGUAAGAUUUAUUAAAAUCAUUAUUUAUCAAAUGCUUGAUUAUCGUAAGGGUAUUUCAGGUUUACGAUGUUGAAUUAUAUAUACAUAUAUAUUACAAAAAUGCUAUAAGAGUCUAGUCAUCGUAUAGUAAAGUUUAGGACACUGAGAAGAUGCUUUGGCAAGAAUAAGAGCCCACAGCACUACAGUAACAAACAAAGAGUAGUAGUAAAUACAAAUAAGUUAUAUAGUAACCGUUUGCAGGUUUGCACCAGGUUGUUUACAAUAGCAGAUAUCAUGAACGAAUCAGAGAAACAGUUGCCGUAACGAGUACUACGACAUAUUUUGUGGUACUGCUCCGAUCAUUAAAAUAUAAGAUAGAACCAGACGUGUGGAGCCCAAAUCUAAAUAAAGCUGAAGGUCAUAAAGUGAUAAAACCCAAAACGAUAGGCACUCAAAUUUAAUCACGGAAUCAAAAUAUAAGGAAAGCGAACGGAUAUAAAACAACGCAGCAAAACAAGGCAAGAAAUACGCAACAAAGUUUACUGGAAUCCAUAUACAUCUCGCCUCCUUUUCUGAUGUAACCAAUUUUUUACUAGAAAACCAAGAUCAACUUGCUGAAUGGGUAAGUAACAUCGGAAAUGAAAUAAACCUGAAGGAAUAAAAACUAACCUUUAAUGAGAACCUGUGCAUAAUUUAACUUUAUUUCAAACAAUAGUAACUUUGAAAGCAACGACAUUAUAUAAGCAUCGUCAUCGUAUUUGUAGAUCUGUGUGUCAUUACAUAUAUUCUGUUUAUAUAAUGAUAGAAUCUCAUGGUUGAUGGUAUAUCGCGAUAAUAAAUGUUCAGGCUGAAAGCAUGCAAUAGCCAUCUGGUUUAAAUAAAAGUAAAUGCAUAGUGGAACACUUCUGCGUUCGAUCAGAUAAUAAUAGAGCCACUUCAGUAGGGAAUAAUAAGUUGUGAUAAAAUUCAUGAGUGCACUGCACGCGAUUCCUGGAAGAGCACAUAAAUAAGGUAAGAGGGUAAUGUUGUCAGGCAUUCUGGACCUGUGCAGGGAUUUUUGCAAAAAUUGUCGCAUGUAAGUCGCCACCGAUAUGCGGCGCCAUUUAUAAAUGAAAUCUGUUAAUUAAUGUCGUUUCAUUAAAAGAAAAUCAACAUGUCCUUAGAUGUGGUACAGUCGCAUCGACGUUAGCAAAAAUUAUGACGCGUCGUUGAGAUUCUGCGGAGCAUGGUAUACUUAUUCAAUAAAGAACUAUGCUAUUUGAUUAGAUUUAAAUGUAAAAUAUAUAGUGAUUCGGACUAGUUUGUAUAUCGGAACACUCAUAAAAUUAACGCCUAUAAUAGCAGUAUUGACAUAGUCUAAUGUCAGCUUCCUAUUCCUUAGUCGCUAAAAUUCUAUUUAUUAGAAACAGCGAAGUUGUUAUA